AUGUCUGGGAAGCAUUGGCCCCCCGGGACACAGUGUGUCACCAAGCACGACCACACCAAGCCCAAGGCCCAGGAGCUGGCAUUCCGCAAGGGUGAUGUGGUCACCAUCGUGGAAGCUGUGGAGGGCAAGGGCUGGUACCGUGCCAGGCACAAUGAGACAGGGCAGGAGGGGCUGCUGGUGGGCAGAAUGCUGCGGCAGCGAGGAGCCAUCCGCGUCGACCCCAAGCUCAGCCUCAUGCCCUGGUUCCACGGGAAGAUCUCGGGGGCGCAGGCGGUGCAGGAGCUGCAGCCCCCCGAGGAUGGGCUGUUCCUGGUGCGCCAGUCCGAGCGGCACCCUGGCGACUAUGUGCUGUGCGUCAGCCGGGGCGGGCAGGUCACCCACUACCGCGUGCGGCACGAGGAGGGCACCCUCAGCAUCGACAGCCUGCACCACUUCUCCAACCUCAUUGAUAUGAUCGAGCACUACAUGAAGGAGCAGGGAGCCCUUUGCACCAAGCUGGUGAAGCCCAAACCAAAACCUGGAAUGAAGUCAGCUGAGAAGGAGUUGGCCAAAGCUGGCUGGUUGAUGAACCUGCAACACCUCACCCUAGGAGACCGCAUCGGGCAAGGCGAGUUUGGAGAUGUCCUGCAGGGCAGUUACAUGGGGCAGAAGGUGGCCGUGAAGAACAUUAAAUGUGAUGUGACCGCCCAGGCCUUCCUUGCAGAAACAGCUGCCAUGACGAAGGUCCAGCACAAAAACCUGGUGUGCCUGCUGGGGGUGAUCCUGCACAACGGCCUCUACAUCGUCAUGGAGUUCCUGAGCAGGGGCAACCUGGUGAACUUCUUGCGCACACGGGGCCGAGCCCUUGUCCCCGCCCGGCAGCUUCUGCUCUUUGCGCUGGACGUGGCUCAGGGCAUGGACUACCUGGAAUCCAAGAAGCUGGUGCACAGGGACCUGGCUGCCCGCAACAUCCUCAUCUCCGAGGAGAACGUGGCCAAAGUGAGCGAUUUUGGCCUGGCCCGAGUCAACCCCAAGGGCACGGAUGGCACUUUGCUGCCCGUGAAGUGGACAGCCCCAGAGGCCCUGAAACACAAUAAAUUCUCCUCCAAGUCAGAUGUGUGGAGCUAUGGAAUCCUCCUGUGGGAAACCUUCUCCUUUGGACGAGCACCCUACCCCAAGCUGAGCCUGAAGGAGGUGACAGAGCUGCUGGAGCAGGGGUACCGCAUGGAGCCCCCCGAGGGCUGCCCUCCCACUGUCUAUGCCCUGAUGAGAUGUUGCUGGGAGAUGGAGCCAGGCAAGCGUCCGUCCUUCAAGAAACUCACAGAGAAGCUGCAGAAGGAGCUGAAGCACCUGAGGGGUGUUUAGUAUGCAUCCCGCUCCCAGGACUUGUGGCCAGAAGCUGGGGUUGAGAGCAACACAGCAAGGGGCAGCUUGUGGUGCCAGUCUCUCCUGGUGGACACAGGGCAGCACUUGGGGACAAGGCUCUCCUCCCCUGGGAUGCUUGGACAGGAGUCAAGAACCUUCCUCCAUCCUGGCACAUGUCCACGCAGGCCAGAGAAGGUUCCCAUGAGGCUGAUCUUCCCUGACCCACCAGGGGCCAUGCCCCACAUGCUCAACCCUGGACAGUGGAUGCCCCUGCUGGUGAUGUGGGACAGCUCUGCUCACUGGAGGAUGAAGCCCCAGGCCCAAGGCAAACCCACUCCAGCCACCCAGCCCGCACAGGGACUCUGGGCACGACCAGCUAAGCCCCGGGGAUUUGGGCUUCUUGA
This is a messenger RNA of Pogoniulus pusillus (Red-fronted tinkerbird), 1748 nucleotides long. It is a transcript of the gene MATK, whose product is annotated as megakaryocyte-associated tyrosine kinase. The coding region runs from base 1 to 1344 and encodes 447 amino acids. The record is from RefSeq and is a predicted model, not a curated record. Gene Ontology annotation, molecular function: ATP binding; non-membrane spanning protein tyrosine kinase activity; protein binding. The transcript has 12 exons. Gene Ontology annotation, biological process: protein phosphorylation. NCBI's taxonomy places the organism in Eukaryota, Metazoa, Chordata, Aves, Piciformes, Lybiidae.